Messenger RNA from Macrosiphum euphorbiae (potato aphid), 1092 nucleotides. Lineage: Eukaryota; Metazoa; Arthropoda; Insecta; Hemiptera; Aphididae. The record is from the annotation of a GenBank genome assembly.
AUGUCAACCAACGUGUAUUAUAAAAAAAUGAAUAGGAUGAUACGGGAAAACGAGAGGAGGUUGCUUAUAGAUUUGGACGACGUACGUAAGUACAAUAUUUAUAAUUCAAAACAAUUAUUAACAAAUUUUAUGCAAGAAGAAGUAUCAUUAAAGCUUGCCAUUAAAGAAUGCGUCAAAAACAUAGACGCAACUUAUGCUAAUAAAUAUAAUGAAUUUUUUGUCGGCUUCUAUGGCGCAUUUGGUGCAAAUCAUGUCACCCCUAGGACGUUAAACUGCAAGUUUUUAGGCCGGUUGGUAUGUUUAGAAGGUUUUGUAACUUUGAGGUCUGAAAUGAAAUCAGUAUUAGUAAAAAGUGUACAUUACUGUCCAACAACUAAAAAAAUGCACGAACAUAUAUAUACUGACCCUCUAUCAAACUCAAAUAGUUUUGAUUCUGCUUCAUCAGAAUUCACAUACCCGAUAAACGAUAAUGAGGGCAACCGCUUGGAGACGGAGUUUGGGCUUUCCGUGUUUAAAGAUCGCCAGACUUUAGUGAUUCAAGAAUCCACGGAAAAAAGCCCACCCGGGCAAUUUGCCCGGACUGUUGAAGUGAUUGUAGAGCAUGAUUUGGUGGAUGUUUGUAGACCGGGGUACAAGAUAAUGAUUAUUGGAAAUUAUCGUCCUUUUCUUCCACCUAGUGGCAGUAUAUUUUUUAAAACAUUGAUUAUUGCAAAUACCAUAAUUAUGAAAAAUGCAAAUUUUACUGUCGAACGGUCCGACAUUACAAAGUGUAGGAACCUAUUAAACAUAGAAAAAAAUAAUAUUUUUGAUUUAUUGGUAAACUCAGUAGCCCCCUCCAUCCAUGGAAAUAUCCAAAUAAAAAGAGCUAUACUAUGUUUAUUGUUGGGUGGAGUAGAAACUACUCUACCCAACAACUCCCGGAUACGUGGAGAUAUCCACGUUUUAUUAAUUGGAGAUCCAAGUAUUGCAAAAUCACAAUUCUUGAGAUGGGUGUUGAAUGCUGCUCCCUACGCUGUAUCCACUACAGGAAGAGGAUCGACAGGAGUUGGACUAACUUUUUUUUUAUUAUUAUUCACCUAUACCAAAUCAUAA